AUGCAUUUCGCUCAGAUCUUUGCCGCCACACUCGCUCUCCCAGCCAUGUCUCUGGCUGCAGCACUCCCUUAUAGCGAAGCCCCUGCCAACGAACUCGUUAAGCGGGUUGGUGAGAGUUGUCAAACCUACUCUUUCCUUGCUGCCGGCAGUUUCGAGGUAACAAACACCUUGGCUACCGAUGUCGUCCUUCAACGACAGCUCGAUUCGGAUGCCACGCGUGCUUGGACUACAAUCACUACAAAGAGUGGAGGUUCGACCAUCGACAAAAUCAAGGGUGGUGAGAAAGUUGUCUUCCAAGUCAACUCUGAUGACGGCAAGGGCUUCGUCCGUGUCUGCGACAAUGCCACCAAGAAGCAAUGCAAGUAUCCCAAUGGAACAGACAAGAAGUUCGAAUUCAGAGCCUCUGGUGAACGAUACGCCGCUCAAAUCACCGUCGCGCCCAGCAAUGCUUUAUGGGUUGACACUCCCUGUGUUGUUGGUGCUAAAAUCUGA
This is a messenger RNA of Exophiala bonariae, 492 nucleotides long. RefSeq lists its product as uncharacterized. The record is from RefSeq and is a predicted model, not a curated record. The coding region runs from base 1 to 492 and encodes 163 amino acids. NCBI's taxonomy places the organism in Eukaryota, Fungi, Ascomycota, Eurotiomycetes, Chaetothyriales, Herpotrichiellaceae. The transcript has 2 exons.